Molecule: messenger RNA, 428 nt
Organism: Fukomys damarensis (Damara mole-rat)
Lineage: Eukaryota; Metazoa; Chordata; Mammalia; Rodentia; Bathyergidae
Product: SLC35A4 upstream open reading frame protein
Exons: 3
Coding region: 92-403 (103 amino acids)
Source: RefSeq, a predicted model, not a curated record
CCGGAAGUGCAUUCGCCCUCAGUAAAGAUGGCUGAGCCAUUUGGCAGCAUAGAAACGGGUCUGCGCCUGCGCAACAAGUUCGGCGGGGAAGAUGGCGGAUGACAAGGAUUCUCUGCCCAAGCUUAAGGACCUGGCAUUUCUCAAGAACCAGUUGGAGCACCUGCAGCAACGAGUGGAAGAUGAAGUCAACAGUGGUGUAGGCCAGGAUGGCUCACUCUUGUCCUCCCCAUUCCUCAAGGGAUUCCUGGCUGGCUAUGUGGUGGCCAAACUGAGGGCAUCAGCAGUACUGGGGUUUGCUGUGGGCACCUGCACUGGCAUCUACGCAGCUCAGGCAUAUGCUUUGCCCAAUGUGGAGAAAACAUUAAGGGACUACUUCCAAUCAUUUCGGAAGGGGCCUGACUAGCUCCAGAUCCCAUGGAAGAGAAAGG